This is a messenger RNA of Thamnophis elegans (Western terrestrial garter snake), 2055 nucleotides long. Its product is annotated as vomeronasal type-2 receptor 26-like. The transcript is spliced from 4 exons. The record is from RefSeq and is a predicted model, not a curated record. Gene Ontology annotation, cellular component: membrane. Lineage: Eukaryota; Metazoa; Chordata; Lepidosauria; Squamata; Natricidae. Gene Ontology annotation, molecular function: G protein-coupled receptor activity. Gene Ontology annotation, biological process: G protein-coupled receptor signaling pathway. Bases 1 to 2055 code for a protein of 684 amino acids.
AUGGUUCCAAAUGAGUCCUCCCAAUACAUUGGGAUUAUCCGACUGCUUCAACAUUUUGGGUGGAUUUGGGUUGGGCUCUUUGCUAUUGAUAAUAGUCACGGAGAAUAUUUUCUGCAGACCAUGGAGUCCCUCUUUUCCCAGCAUGGAAUCUGCUCUGCCUGUACACAAAGGAUUCCCUUUUUAACCCACUGGGACAAUUUAUCUGAAAUGAUCGUUAUAGGGGAAACUAUUUACAACCACAUAGCUGAUGAGAAGAUCAAUACCUUUGUCGUCUGCGGAGAGACCUUGACGAUUGCAUGGAUCAUUAAUACUAUAUUCACGUUUGAUCCUAGACAUGAGAAGAUUUCCUUGGGAAAGGUGUGGAUCAUGACUGCCCAGAUUGUCUAUUUGUUAACUGGCAUGCAAACGAGAUGGGAUCGGCAGGCUUUGGAUGGUUCCAUUUUCUUUACAAUUCACUCCAAAGACAUUCCCGAGUUCAAGGAAUUCCUGAAGGUCAUAAAACCACCUUGGAUUCAAGAAGAUAGUUUUUUCCCACUUUUCUGGGAACAAGUAUUUGAUUGCUCCUUGCCAAUUCAUACCUUGACCCUUCCGGACAGUGAGAUUUGUACUGGAAAGGAGAGGAUGAAGGAUAUUCCUAAAGCUCUUUUUGAGCUGGAACUCUCUGGGCACAGCUAUAGUAUCUAUAAUGCGGUCUAUAUAUUGGGUCAAGCUUUACAUGAUGUUUCCUUACUUCGAUCUAACAACAGGCAUUUUUUGAGGCAUAAAUUAUCAGGAUAUCAAGAUUUACAACCAUGGCAGCUCCACCAGUUUCUGAAAGGCAUGAAAUUCAAUAAUUCUCUUGGAGAGACCUUGACUUUCUAUGAUCAAAAGAAGAUGGAGGGUGGAUUUGAUAUUAUAAAUAUAGCUGUCUUUCCCAAUUCCACUUACCAGAGAGUAAAGCUUGGAACAGUGAACCCUGAUACUCUCAAAGGAAAGGAAUUAGACAUAAAUGAAGACAUGAUAGUUUGGCACAGAUCAUUUAACCAGGUCCUCCCUGUUUCUCUGUGCAAUGACUAUUGCCACCCUGGCUAUCAGAAGAGGAAGAAGGAAGGAAAAAAAUUCUGCUGCUAUGAUUGUGUUCCAUGUCCAAAAGGGAAAAUCUCCAAAGAGAUGGAUAUGGUAGCUUGUGUCCAAUGCCCAGAAGAUCAAUAUGCAAACCAAGAAAGAAAUGGAUGCCUCCUGAAAAGGAUAAACUUUCUGUCUUAUGAAGAACCUUUAGGGUAUAAUUUAGCUUGUCUUGGUGCUGUGUUAUUCCUCAUUACAUCAUGGGUCCUGGGAACUUUUAUUAAGCACAAGGACAGCCCUAUUGUGAAAGCCAACAACCGGGAUCUCACCUACACUCUCCUUAUCUCCCUUCUGUUCUGCUUCCUCUGCUCUUUGCUCUUCAUUGGAAAACCUGGAAAAGUCACUUGUCUCCUCAGACAGUCUGCAUUUGGUCUCAUUUUCUCAUUGUCCAUCUCUUGUGUGUUGGCCAAAACCAUCCUUGUUUCUCUUGCCUUCAAGGCCACCAAGCCAGGCUCUCGGAUGAGGACAUGGGUGGGGAAAAGACUGGCUGUUUCUAUUGUCCUUUUCUGCUCAAUAUUCCAAGCAGGCAUCUGUAUUGUGUGGUUGUCAACCUCUCCCCCAUUCCCAGAGUUAGAUAUGCACUCAACAACUGAAGAAAUAAUUAUACAAUGCAAUGAAGGAUCAGUUUUUAUGUUUUAUUGUGUCCUGAGCUAUAUGGCUCUCCUUUCAUUUGCCAGCUUCAUUGUGGCUUUCCAGGCUCGUAAUCUUCCUGACAGCUUCAAUGAAGCCAAGUUCAUCACCUUCAGCAUGUUGGCUUUCUGCAGUGUGUGGAUCUCCUUUGUCCCAACCUACCUGAGCACCAGGGGAAAAGCCAUGGUGGCUGUGGAGAUCUUCUCUAUCUUGUCCUCCAGUGCUGGGCUUCUAGGCUGCAUCUUUUUCCCCAAAUGUUACAUUAUUGUUUUGAGGCCUGAUUUAAACCACAAGGAGCAACUGAUGAGAAGACAUGUUUAA